Molecule: messenger RNA, 2448 nt
Organism: Puma concolor (puma)
Lineage: Eukaryota; Metazoa; Chordata; Mammalia; Carnivora; Felidae
Source: RefSeq, a predicted model, not a curated record
AUGCCGGGGAACCGGCAGCCGAGGGUCCGGUCCGGGAACGAGCUUCGUCCCGCGCCCGCCAUGGAGCCGGAGGGGCGCGGGGCCUGGGCCCACAGCCGCGCCGCGUUCGACCGGUUGGAGAAGCUGCUGCGCUGCUCGCGUUGCACUAAUAUUCUGAGGGAGCCUGUGUGUUUAGGGGGAUGUGAGCACAUCUUCUGUAGUAAUUGUGUAAGUGACUGCAUUGGAACCGGAUGUCCAGUGUGUUACACCCCAGCCUGGAUACAAGAUGUGAAGAUAAAUAGACAGUUGGACAGCAUGAUCCAGCUUUGUAGUAAGCUCCGGAAUUUGCUGCAUGACAAUAAGCUAUCAGAUUUGAAAGAAGACACAUCUAGGCAAAAUGUAUUCAAUGAUGCAGAAAAUAAGAAGAAUUCAAUAAAAAUGUGGUUUAGUCCUCGAAGUAAGAAGGUCAGAUAUGUUGUGACUAAAGUUUCAGUGCAAACCCAGCCUCAAGUGAUAGAUGAUGGGAACGCUCAGCAGGCCUCAGUGUACAAAUUUGUCUCUACAAGUCCUCCAACAAGUGUUCCUGAGAGGGCUAAAAAGGCUUCCACGAGGUCCAGCAAAAAACAGAAAAAGAAAACUUUAGCUGAAAUCAACCAAGAAUGGAAUUUCGAGGCAGAAAAAGAAGAUGGUGAACCUGACUCCAAAGAGGAAUUUAAGGAAAAGCUGGUGUCUUUCUGUAGCCAGCCAUCUGUUAUCGCUAGUCCUCAGACAAAUGGUGACAUAGACUUACUAGCAAGUGACUCUGUAACCGAAUCGGAGUGUUCUAGAAGCUUAACUGAAGUCUCCUUACCAUUGGCUGAGCAAAUAGAGUCUCCAGAAACAGAGAGCAGGAAUGAAGACGCGACUCCCGAGAAGAAUGCUUGUGUGAAUCAUCUUACAUCUAAGCAGCCCUUGCCAUCAGGUCAUAAUGGGCGACCUGGACGUCGCAGCAGACGGUCCAGUCCCAUUUCUAAGAGAUGCAGAAGCAGCAUUCCUGGCACGAGUGGGCAGCAAAUGCUGCUUUCAGAAAACAAACCACUGCCUGGCUGCUCUUCACCACCUCCAAGCAAACGUAAAGUUGGUGACACAUUAAGGAGGAAAAACAGUAAUAUAUCAGACGAAUCCAUGAGCCUUUCACCAGGUACACCACCUUCUACACUGAAUAGUCCAAGUUACAGACGGAUGAUGUUCAGCCCUUCAGCAAUGAAGCUGUCUCCCGGUAGCCUUACAGCUGUGAAAAGAAAUCAUAGAGGAGAGACUUUGCUUCAUAUUGCUUCAAUUAAGGGCGACCUACCUUCUGUGGAAUACCUCUUACAAAAUGGAAGUGACCCAAAUGUUAAAGACCAUGCUGGAUGGACACCAUUGCACGAAGCCUGCAACCAUGGGCACCUGAAGGUGGUGGAAUUGUUGCUACAGCACAAGGCGUUGGUGAACUCCGCUGGGUAUCAGAAUGAUUCACCACUUCAUGACGCUGCCAAGAAUGGGCACAUGGAUAUAGUCAAGCUCUUACUUUCUUAUGGAGCCUCCAGGAAUGCCGUGAACAUAUUUGGUUUGCGGCCUGUGGAUUAUGCAGAGGGUGAAAAUAUGAAGUCACUAUUGCUGCUACCAGAGGAGAAUGAAUCAUCAUCAACUCGCCAUUGCUCAGUACUGGAGAAGAAUUACAUCAAAUGUGUCAAAAACAAAGAUACCUUUAUGGUGGUCUUGGAGUGUGAACAUGGCGAUGUCCUCAGAGAAGAGGAAGUUGUUUACCCCCCCUCAGUUCUACCCAGUUACUGCUGUGUUUUUAUAAAGUGUAAGAAGCCUGUACCUUCUGCAUGUCUGAUGGACAUGGCCUCACAGUAUCAUUAUUACUAUCUUCAUGUCCUAAGUGAAUCCAAGGUCAGGAAAAGCAAACAAGUGAGAGCAGGGGAGGUAGAAGGCAGCUCUGCAGGUGGUGGUGCUGGACCAACCAGAAGCAGAACAAUACUUAAAACAGUGAUGGAGAAGAAAAGUCAUCUAGGGGUGAAAGCAUGUCUACAAAGAAAAGCAUGUGAACAGGAGGAAAAGUAUGAGAUUCCUGAAGGACCACAGCGAAGCAGGCUCAACAAAGAACAGCUGUUGCCAAAGCUGUUUGAUGGCUGCUACUUCUAUUUUGGGGGAGCCUUCAAACACCAUCCAAAGGACAACCUUGUUAAGCUUGUCACUGCAGCUGGAGGCCAUGUUCUCAGUAGAAAGCCCAAGCCGGACAGCGACGUGACUCAGACCAUCAAUACUGUCGCGUACCAUGCGAAAGCUGACUCUGAUCAGCGCUUCUGCACGCAGUAUAUCAUCUAUGAGGAUCUGUCUAACCAUCGCCCAGAGAGGGUGCGGCAGGGCAAAGUCUGGAUGGCUCCUUCCAGCUGGUUUAUAGAUUGUGUGAUGUCCUUUGAGUUGCUCCCUCUUGACAGCUAA